AUGACAAACGAAAUAUACAGCAGGGUCGAAAUCGAACGCCUCGACGGCGUGCAAUCCCGCAGCGGCGCUGCGUUCCAGUCCUCUCGCGUCCCGAUUAAAGUGAACAAGAGUAACUACAAGCCCGUGGCAUUGAGAUUGUCGUCGCUACUUGUGCUGUUUGCAUUCACCAUUUCCCUGAUUGGACUCCUGCAGUACGCGCUUGUACAGCUUCCGAACAUACAAGGCAGGUUUGGUAUCGACACGUUGAAGGAUGCGAAGGCGUCUAUUGAGAGUGAAAUAUAUCGGAGACAGGCAUGGCAUGAAACGGGAAGCUUAGUCCGGGAAAGUCAAGAGAAACGCGGAAGUAUGUCUCCCGAUACCAAGGACAGUACGGGCACUCCGCUAGCAUUGUCAUUGAGCAUAUCCAUGCCGCCAACCCGGUCUGAGGAUGAUUAUUCGCCCAAUGAACGCUCUCUCAACCUGGCCGAGAAAGUAGCAGCUGUAUUUGAUGAGCAGCGUACAGAGGCAAUGAGGCAUGUGGAAGUCCGCGAGGAAACUACAGCGGCGCCAACAGCGGCAACAACAUCGAGCGAUGAAUUGGUCGCCGAAACAAGAUCCGCGCAAGAGACUGAACUCACUUCGAUAAGUACUGCUUCCAGCAGUUAUGUGGCACCGGAGCCAACGAUACCACCAGUAGGUGCGCCUCCACCUGGCGUGUAUGUCCCGGAAGAAGAAACAAAAGGAGUCGUGGUCUUCCGAUGGACUCCCGUGCAGGUGUUUGUCGGUACCUAUCUUGCUGUUUUGUUAGCAGUUUUUUAUCGCAUGAUUGUUGCUAUCGUCCAGACGCAGCUUCGCCUCAUUGACCCAUUCAGGCAACUCGCAAGCUCAAAAGGGGCUCUGGCUUCGUCAGCAUUAUUCACUUCGUACCAUGCGCAAGCUGUACUUGGGCCUCUUGUGGCGCUGCGAAGCGGGAGAUAUACGCUUUUUGCGAUUGGUGUUGCAUGCUGGACAAGCUGCUUGCUACCCGCCUUUGCUUCCGAAGCCGUGUUUGUCGACACGAAUUGGGACUGUCCAGAUCCCGAGGUUGGAACUCGGAAUGCCUGCCCACCGAGAAUAACAGCUUCCUUGUCAGUCAUUCGACUGCUGCAAGGCUUGUUGAGCUUUGUAGCUGCAGUCAUACUUGGAUCGAUCUUCGCGCUCCGUCGAAAGACCGGAUUAGACGAGGACCCGAGCUCCAUCGCUGCUGUCGCGAAAUUGAUGGGAAAUCCCCAGUUUGAGGAUGACCUGAAAGUGUUGCCAUCGGAACCAGGCACCACACUUGCAUCAAUGAGGCAGGAGAUAGGUCACAAGAAGUACAAGCUCGGUACCUGGAUCGACCGCUCUAAUGAGCAACACUACGGCAUGAUACCUGCAAGUACUGCGGAUCGUGAUUUCGAGGGAGAUGCAGCUCAUCCGGCUCAUCAAUCUACCACAGUGGACUGGUCAAGCACAGCAGCAAGAUACCGACCUGUCGAUCCUCGAUCGUCUGCCUACAAAUAUGUGGGACACGAAAAACGAUGGCGAUAUGCAGACUUCGUGCUACUAUUGCUGGUGACUGGAGCGUUCGGUGUCGUUUUGGCAUAUCGUUUCGCCACUGGCGAUAAAGGCUUCAACAAAUUCUUCAGUAGCAGUACCUUCGGCCCACGAUUCAUCCUGACCGGAACUGCAACCGUCAUUGCAAACAUAUGGGGUGGCGUCGAACAAAACUCGAUGGUUAUGGCACCUUUCAAUCAGUUGGCCAACGGUCCAGCGUCAUUCGACACGCUAAGCUUCUCCCCUACGAUAACGCCAAUCCUUUCAACCUGGAGGGCCAUGUCGCGCGGYUAUUGGUUCGCUGGCGCGGUCACGAUCAUGACGCUGUUGGCAGAGGUGCUCAGUAUCGCCAUCUCCGGUGUGCCAUUUGCUACAGGUCAAACUUGGAUGAAUUUCUUAGUCGUCACUUACAUUUCGUUGGCGAUUCUGGGUGUCAUGAUCUUGACUGCGAUCGCCGUCAUUUCUCACAGAAAAUGCGAGCCGAAAAUUCCGGUCGUUCCAGAUACCCUGGGCGUAAAGAUGAGCUAUUUGGUUGGCAGCAGAAUGUUGGUGAACUUUGAUGGCAAUGCAGGGGUAGCGGGUGAGAACUGGCUGAGAAGUGGUCGCUACAAAUUCGAGUCAGUGGUCGAGAAGGACGGGUCACACUGGUGGAGGAUUGACCAGAUUGCACGUCGGGGUGGUGAUUAG
This is a messenger RNA of Ramularia collo-cygni, 2238 nucleotides long. RefSeq lists its product as uncharacterized. The record is from RefSeq and is a predicted model, not a curated record. The transcript has 2 exons. Lineage: Eukaryota; Fungi; Ascomycota; Dothideomycetes; Mycosphaerellales; Mycosphaerellaceae. Bases 1 to 2238 code for a protein of 745 amino acids.